Ciona intestinalis (vase tunicate) is the source of this 3134-nucleotide messenger RNA. The record is from RefSeq and is a predicted model, not a curated record. Lineage: Eukaryota; Metazoa; Chordata; Ascidiacea; Phlebobranchia; Cionidae.
CAUCAGGAGAAUCACGUUUCGUUUUUGCAAUGUCUUGAUUAGAUGAUUAUUACGCACCUUGGAAGUAUCAUUUGGUUAAAGGGGUGGUUAGGGGGUUCGUGGUUAGGACAUAAGGUGGAAGGAGGAUUCUUCACUAGCACCGAUUAUUAAUAUUGCUGAUUUUGUUUUUGUUCCGCAAUAUGCACCAAGCGAUUGCUUUUAAGUUUUGCUUGUAUGUUUCUUUUUAACUUGCAUUUCUAUAAUAUGGACCAGAGGUUGUAUAUUGGUUGCUUGUGCUAUAUGUGUUUGUCGAUGAACUUAAAUCCAGUCUUAAUUUAACUUUAAUACCCAAUUUGUAAUUGUAACUUUAAACAUCAUAAAUUACCAAUAGUGGGCUGGCAGUUUAUGUUUCUUGUAUCUUGUAAUUGUAUGAUACAAGCGAGGGAUGACACAUAUGUGUAGUUUGUCUCUUGCUAUGGAUUAUUUGCUGGUGUAUUGUAAGGAUUUAUAUGCGUGGUGUAUGCCAGUAGCUUUUCGUUGUGGUUAAAUAGUUUAGUACUAGCAAUUAACUCAAUAUGUUUUUUUUAUUGUUUGAAAUAUAUAGUUAUGUAAAUUCCCUGUAAACAUGGUGGAAGAGGAGCCAAUGUUUGAAGAUGUAUAUGAACAAUAUGAAACUAUCGGAAAGGGACCAUUCAGCAUAGUACGACGAUGCAUUCACAAGGACACGCGUCAGCAGUUCGCUGUCAAAAUUGUUGAUGUUGCAAAAUUUACAUCAAGCCCUGGACUUAGCACACAUGAUUUAAAACGGGAAGCCAGCAUUUGUCAUCAGUUAAAACAUCCUCAUAUUGUUGAACUGAUCGAAGUUUAUAGCUCAAAUGGAUUUUUAUAUAUGGUUUUUGAAUACAUGGACGGUGCAGACUUGUGUUUUGAAAUAGUGAAGCGAGCUAACAUGGGAUUUGUUUACAGUGAAGCGGUCACAAGCCACUACAUGCGGCAAAUAUUAGAGGCUUUAAGGUAUUGUCACGAACACAAUGUCGUUCAUCGAGACAUAAAGCCUCAUUGUGUUUUGCUUGCUUCAAAAGAGAACUCAGCUGCCGUAAAACUCGGUGGCUUUGGAUUAGCUUUUCAAAUCGAAGACACUGGAAAUGGCUUCAUAACUGGUGGAAAUGUUGGCACGCCUCACUUCAUGUCACCUGAGGUUGUACAUGGUGAACCUUAUGGUAAACCAGUUGAUAUUUGGGGCUGUGGGGUGAUGCUAUUUAUUCUGGUCAGUGGAAGUUUGCCAUUCUGUGGCACAAGGGAGAGACUGUAUGAGUCAAUCACUCAUGGUCGUUACAAGAUGAAUCCUCGUCAAUGGGAGAACAUCAGUCCUUCGUGCCAGGAUCUGGUCCAGAGGAUGCUCACCCUCGAUCCCAAUGAGCGGAUCACGGUCUUCGAGUGUCUCAACCAUCCCUGGAUCAAGGAGCGAGAGAAAUACGCUCCAAAGAUUCAUCUUCAUGAGUCCGUUGAACAGCUGAGGAAGUUUAAUGCAAGACGGAAGCAUAAGGGUGCUGUUCUCGCUGCAGUCUCAAGCAUUAAAUUCACUUCAUUCUACAGUGAUCCACCACUAGAGGGAGAUGAUACGAUGUUGUUUGAAGAACAAGAUCCAACUUCAUCAGGUGCCGUUGCCCAUGUAUUGGAUAGCUUAGAAGAGGUGCAUGCAUUAUCAGAUGGUGCGAAAAACGACCUGGAAUUUCUGCAGAGCUUACUCGAUGACAAAUCCCUUCACAGCAUGCUCGAGCUCUACGAUCGCAUCAGCACCAAAGCUCAAUCGAAGCAUGUACUGCCACCUAGUGAUGCUGUAAACCACGCCAGAGAAGUGUUGACGCAGUUCAGCGAUUUCAGCAGCCCAACUUCAUUGGAACUCACUGCUUUACUCACCCAACCUCAUUUUAAGGGUCUCCUUCAAGCACAUGAUGUGGUGGCACAGGAAGUAUAUAGUGAUGAUGCUGUAAAGAUCACUCCUGCCCCUAGUGGCAAUCAAAUACACAACGGGACACCAAGUGACGAACCGCCGAGCGAGAACAAUGGAGGAGAGGUCACAGAGGUCACCAGGGUUCGAUUGGUUCAGUUUGUUAAAAAUACAAACGAGCCUUUGGUACACUUCAUGUCAGCGAUGAAAUUCGUGAAAUUAAUGGAGUUAAUGUCAGCAACCACACGAUUGAUAGUCUGCAGAAAAUGCUGAAAGAGCUACGAGGCAACAUUACAUUCAAGAUUGUACCAAGUUAUCGGCCUCCUCCCCCUUCAUGCGAGAUUUAUGUGAGAGCUCAGUUUGAUUACGAUCCUCGAUCCGAUGACUUGAUCCCGUGUAGAGAGGCAGGAGUCAAAUUCCAAACUGGAAACAUCCUCCAAGUUAUCAGUAAGGAUGAUCAUAACUGGUGGCAAGCCAGAGUGACUGGAACUCCUAAAAGCUCUGCUGGACUUGUCCCUUCACCUGAACUACAAGAAUGGAGAGUUGCAUGCCUCGCUAUGGAGCGCGCCAAAGAACAACAAAACUGCGGCAACUCAUGGUUUGGAAAAAAGAAGAAACCUCAGAAAGAUAAAUAUCUUGCCAAGCAUAAUACAGUUUUUGACCAGUUAGAUCUUGUUACCUAUGAAGAAGUGGUGAAGUUACCUUCUUUUAAAAGGAGAACGCUUGUUUUACUGGGAGCACAUGGUGUGGGGAGACGUCACAUCAAAAAUACUCUCAUUUCAACUCACCCUGAAAAGUUUGCUUAUCCAGUACCGCGUAAGUUUUGUAAAUUCAUUGUUAGUUUCAUUAUUACUUUGACUAUCAAAGCUGUGAUUUUUUUGCAUUUUUUUUUUUCAGAAUCUGUAUUUUUAUGAAACUUUGGUGGUACCUAUAUAUCAUAUUUGAAUAUCUCCAUUGAUAUAAACUUUUCGAUAUUUUGGUGGUAUGCCACUCCAAAUCCAACAUAUUGUGCUUUAGUACCAGCAAACAUAAGACCAUCUUGAAUAUGUUUGUUUGUAACAGCCGUGGCGAAGUGGUUAGUGCGCCUGCCUGUUAUCAAUAGGUAUUGGGUUCAAGGCUCGUCGCUGCUACUUUUGUGGGCGUGUGUGUCCUUGGGUAAGACACUUAACGGCAAUUGCUCCAAUUCAAUGGUCACUAAUGGGUU